GCCAACUUGACAGGAGAUUCAACACUGAUAUAUGAUAGCUCACUCGAUCAACGGUUUCAACCCACGCCUCGCGGACGCCAUAGGCUCGAUCGCUACCAGUGCCAGCUGCGUUGAGCAAUUCGUCACUGCUGAAUGUACCCCUUCUCCUAUGGCCGUUGAAAUACCGCAUGCACAUGUGAAGACAUGCGGACUGGAUGUUGAUGCAUCCCAGGCUUGCGUGGUGGUGCCACUUUGCAAGAAAUCAUGAAGAUAACCUCAUCCCGCUUGCAAUCUAUCGUCCUGCGCAGAGGCGGGGAGUCUGAUAAAAUGCUGGAAAAUAGCAGAAAUUGAGCGGAAUGAUGAAUGGAUGAGCAGAGAGUGGCUGGGAGGGAGCGAUCGUGAGC
Molecule: messenger RNA, 383 nt
Organism: Laetiporus sulphureus 93-53
Lineage: Eukaryota; Fungi; Basidiomycota; Agaricomycetes; Polyporales; Laetiporaceae
Exons: 2
Coding region: 32-247 (71 amino acids)
Source: RefSeq, a predicted model, not a curated record